CAGAUGAGGCCAUUGGCAGUUGGGCAGCAGACUGGGAUAUACGAAGAGAGAGGCAGUAUAAGUUUUAAGCAUCUUACCACCAAGACAUGUCCUUAAAUGAACAAGAGUCAGAUACCCUCCAAAGUUUCCAACUUGGCAGAGGCUUUAUCCUCAACACUGAUGUGGCUCAGGAGAAUAUGGAAGUGGAUUUAGGCCUGGUACCACCUUCCAACACUAUAGAAUCCAGUCACCUUCGAAGAUCCGCCAGCAUCCCUUUUGUCAACGGAUUUGGUGAUAAUUCACAGGGAUUCCAAGGUGGCCCUACAAGAAUGAGAAGGAACAGGUCACCAUUUCUGAAUCAGCAUGGUUUGCUGUUUCUACCUCCCCGAGGUCGUACAUCUGCCAAUCGGAUUUUCCAAAUCAAACAGGAAGAAGGGAUGAAUAUAGCAAUCAGAGAAGCAAUGCAUGAACGGGACAUGCAUACUGCAAUGCAGAUAAGUCAGAGUUGGGAAGAAUGUCUAAAUCUGAAUGAUGACAGCAACACCAUGAAGUCAUCCACUACAAGAAACAACAAUCCAGUUUCCUCAGUGGCUUCUCUCACCAGAAAACUUGGCAAGAAAUCACACGACCGUCAGACCUUUUAGAUCAAGUAUCCUGGAAACAUCAAAAAGUAAUGGUACCUUUACAUUCUGGCAGAUAUAAUUUUAAAAUAUGCUGUAAAAUUAGCUAAUAUUAAAUAUUAUUCAUUUUUUGUUUUU
Arvicanthis niloticus (Nile rat) is the source of this 737-nucleotide messenger RNA. RefSeq names its product PABIR family member 3 (gene Pabir3). Gene Ontology annotation, cellular component: cytoplasm; nucleus. The record is from RefSeq and is a predicted model, not a curated record. Lineage: Eukaryota; Metazoa; Chordata; Mammalia; Rodentia; Muridae. Gene Ontology annotation, molecular function: protein serine/threonine phosphatase inhibitor activity. Gene Ontology annotation, biological process: mitotic G2/M transition checkpoint.